AUGCCUCUGAGUCCGGCUGCUGACACCAAACAUGAUCGCCCACGGCAACAGGCGGUUACUAACGGCAACCCAACCGGUUCUGCCGUCGCUAGGGACGACGAGGGUGAGGACACGCCCCCUGGAAACAACAUUGUCGUUCGCAUCGGCAUCCCGGACCUGCAGCAGACGAAGUGCUUGCGUCUGGACCCGGAGCUCCCAGUCUGGUCCAGUAAGCAGAGGGUGCUGGUCACGCUGACUCAGGCGCUGUCCGACGUCCUGAACUACGGCCUCUUCCAGCCGGCGUUCAACGGCCGAGCCGGCAAGUUCCUGGACGAGGAGCGGCUGCUGAAGGAGUACCCGCUCCCCCCCAUCACACCCAUCCCCUACCUGGAGUUUCGUUACAAGAGGAGAGUUUACACCCAGAGCUACGUGGACGACAAACAGCUGGCCAAGCUGCACACCAAGGCCAACCUGAAGCGCUUCAUGGAGCACGUCCACCAGAAGAACGUGGAGAAGGUCUCCAGGUGGCUGGAGAAGGGCCUCGACCCCAACUUCCACGACUCAGACAGCGGGGAGUGCCCUCUGACCUUGGCUGUCCAGUUGGAGGAAAGCUGUGAUUUGAUCAAAGUUCUUCGUAGUGGAGGAGCUCACCUGGACUUCAGGACCCGCGACGGGAUCACAGCCCUGCACCGCGCAGUACUCUGCAGGAACAGUACUGCACUCACCACGCUGUUGGAUCUCGGAGCGUCGCCGGACUACAAAGACAGCCGCGGCCUCACCCCGCUCUACCACUCUGCCAUGGUGGGCGGCGCCCCCUACUGCUGCGAGCUGCUGCUGCAGGACCACGCCAGCAUAGGGAUGACUGAUGAGAAUGGAUGGCAAGAAAUCCACCAGGCCUGUCGUCAUGGUAACGUGCAGCACUUGGAGCACCUGCUGUUCUACGGAGCCGACAUGAGUUCCCAGAAUGCAUCAGGAAACACUGCCCUGCACCUCUGUGCUCUGUAUAACCAGGACAGCUGUGCCCGAGUGCUGCUGUUCAGAGGAGCCAACAAGGACAUCAAGAACUACAACAACCAGACCGCCUUUCAGGUGGCGAUCAUUGCUGGGAACUUUGACCUUGCAGAAAUUAUAAAGAUACACAAAACCUCCGAUGUUGUUCCCUUCAGAGAAAGCCCAUCAUACACCAAGCGUCGAAGAGUGGGCGGGACCAGAGCGUCAGGUGGGAGUGGCCUGUCCUCUCCUCGUUCUCUCAUUCGCUCAGCCAGUGACAACGCUCUGGAAAGCCCCGCCUCCUCCCCUGGCCCCUCCCUCCACAGCCUGGAAACACACCACGACACACAUACACACUCACUGCGACGACACACACGCCGCCUGAGCCCCAGUGGGGGGGGUCAUGUGGAGUCAAGUCCCCCUGCCUCUCCUCCCCCCACUCCCCAGGUGAGGAAGAGGAGGCUGUACAGCGCCGUGCCAGGACGCACCUUCAUCGCCACCCGGUCUCACGUUCCCCAGGGUCCCGGAGAGAUCCAGCUGCACCGAGGAGAGAGGGUCAAAGUUCUGUCUAUAGGUGAAGGAGGAUUCUGGGAAGGAAGCGUGAAAGGCCGAACCGGCUGGUUUCCUGCCGACUGUGUGGAAGAAGUCCAGAUGAGACAGUAUGACCCGCGGCUGGAGACGAGGGAGGACCGGACCAAGAGACUGUUCAGACACUACACUGUGGGCUCCUACGACAACUACACCUCCUACAGUGAUUAUGUGAUUGAGGAGAAGACAGCCGUGCUGCAGAAGAGGGAGAGCGAGGGAUUCGGCUUCGUCCUGAGAGGAGCUAAAGCUGAGACGCCCAUUGAGGAGUUCGCCCCCACUCCGGCCUUCCCCGCUCUGCAGUACCUGGAGUCGGUGGACCAGGGGGGCGUGGCCUGGAGGGCGGGGCUACGGACCGGAGACUUCCUCAUCGAGGUGAACGGCACUGACGUGGUGAAGGUGGGACACAGACAGGUUGUGUCUCUGAUCCGGCAAGGAGGAAGUCGACUCCUGAUGAAGGUCGUCUCUGUUUCCAGGAAGACCGACUCCAACCUGCUCAGGAAGAAAGCUCCGCCCCCUCCAAAACGAGCUCCGAGCACAUCGUUAACACUUCGCUCCAAAUCCAUGACCGCCGACCUGGAGGAGAUAGAAAAACUGGACGAGAUGCUGGCAGGAAGUCCACAGGAAGUAGUCCUGAGGUCCCGCCCAUCAGACGCCGACUUCAGGGCGGCGACAGUCAAACAGAGACCGACGAGCCGCAGGAUCACUCAGGCUGAGAUUAACUCGUUGUUUGAGCGUCAGGGUCUGGCGCCCCCCCAGGCCCUGGAGAAGAGCACCAUGGCUCUGCCCAGAGGAAUGUCUCGGACCAAGUCCUUUGGCACCCCUGAGGACGACAGGAUCUCCGCUCUGAUUAGUGAAAAUCGGUUUCCACGGAGCUCCUCGUUGACGGACAGCUUCAUCCCGCCUCCUCCUCAGACAGCUCCGCCUCCCCCUCCCUCCUCCUCCUCCACCUCCUCGCUCUACCUCCUCGACUCCGGCCCUCCCCCCUCCUUUCUCCCCCCUCCGCCCCCGGCCAGAGGGGAGGCACUAAACCGCUCCAGCUUCAAGCCGGGGGCGGAGCCGAGGCUCCAGGAACUCUCUGAUUCGCCGUCGAGGAGCCACGCCCACGCGGAGCGGCAGAGGAAAGCCAGAUCCAUGAUCAUCCUGCAGGACUCACCUGCACUGCAGCCCGAUGCACACACACCUACACACACUCUGCACACCGCCACACACACCGCCACACACACACUGCACACCGCCACACACACCUCCACUCUCUCUCUCCACACUAGCGCCGCCCUCGGCCACUCCCCUCUGGCCCGCCGCCGAGGACGACCGAUAGAAAACCCGUAUGCUAAUGUGGGCCAGCAGGCUCCGCCCAGCAAACCCCAGAGGAGGAAGUCGCCCCUGCUGAAGCAACUUCCUGUGGAGGAGCAGGGGGUUGUAAUCAAAGACCAGGAAGUGUCCAAAUCAGAGGGCGGAGCCGGCAGCCCCAGCAGGGCGGAGUUAUACCAGCAGCAGGUUCUUUCUGAGCGCGCUCGGGUCCAGGGCCGUCGCUCAUCUCUCUUCCUGUCUGUAGAGGGGGCGGGGUCAGAAAACCAGGCUCCGCCCCUGUUGACCCAGAGUCACUCCAUGGAUGACCUGGGGGAACUGCCCCCCCCCGCCCCGGUGCUGUCGCCCUCGCCGACGCCGCACACCUUCCUGCACCCGCUGACCGGGAAGCCUCUGGACCCCUCCUCCCCGCUCGCCCUGGCUCUCGCUGCACGAGAACGAGCGCUCACCGCGCGCACGCCGAGCCCCGAGCCUCGAAUCAAACACGCCUCCGCAACGCCCACCCCCGCCGCCAGCCCCGAGGGCAGACACAAGCGCACCCCCAUCACCACCCCCCAGAGCAGCCCGGAGCCGCGAUCCAAGCGCACCACCCCGCAGACGAGCCCCGAGCAGCGAACCAAGCGCACCACUCCCCAAACGAGCCCCGAACUGAGACACAAACGCGUGACCCCGCCCCUUUUCCCUGACGGACAGGUGGAGCGCCCAGAGACAGAAGGAGGAGUGACAUCACCUGCCGGUCCCUCCCCUGAGCGCUGGAGACCCUCCCCCUUGCCGGCGCUGGCCAGUGACGGCCAGUCGGCUCUGAUUGACAGGCGGCGCAGCCUCACGGUCGGGAGCUCGGAGGAAGAGGGCGGGGCUUACACUGUGACCCUCCCCCCUGCUUUGCUGUCGUCCAGCGACGAGGAGACGAGGGAGGAGCUCCGCAGAAUCGGCCUGGUGACUCCACCCCCUGCCUUCGCCUCCCCCCCCGCGCCCCCUCCCCCGUCCUCCCUCAGCCUGUUGCCGCGACGAGCGGGGGAGGGAGGGGGAGGGGAGGGGGGGCCGGACUCCCUGGGGACGAGAGGAGAGGAGGAGGAGGGAGGUGAGGACCGGCUCCGGGACAGCUCCUCCUCCCCCAGCUCGCUCCCCCCCUCCAUCACUCUGGCCUCCCCUCCCGCCCCCUCCUCUCCCUCCUCCCCUCCCGCGCCCUCUCCCUCCGCCUCCUCCCCAUCAGGCCUCAAGCCCCGUCUCCGCUCCCCCAUUGGCCGAGGGCGCUCCGCGCUCAGAGACCCCCUGCUGAAGCAGUCGUCGGACAGCGAGCUCCUCCCCUCCGCCUCCUCCUCGCCCGCCUCCUCCUCGCCCGGCGGCCGGCAGCCGCGCUACUUGUUCCAGAGGAGGUCCAAGCUGUGGGGCGGGGACGAGCGGGGGGGCGAGGACAGGAGGGGCCUGAGUCCGGAGGAGGGGGGCCGUCCUGCCGCGCUCGGGGCGCAGGGGGCGGGGUCAGCGCUGGACCUGAGCGGGCGGUCGAGCUCGGCGCUGGAGCUGACCGGCCGGACGGGCUCCGGCUUGGAUCUGGCCAAUCGGCUGCAGCUGCUGAACAAGGACAGUCACUCUCUGGGGGAGGAGCCAAGUCCUCUCGACCCGGGCCGCAGGUCGCCGGUGGGCGGGGCAAGGUUGUUCUCCAGCCUGGGGGAGCUCCACACCAUCUCCCAGAGGGGUUUUGGAGCAAGCUAUACCGUCCGACCAGGAAGUCGCUACCCUGUCACCCGCCGAAGCCCCUCCCCCUCUCCUUCCCCUUGCACUGAUAGGCCUAUAGGGCUAGGCUCCUCCCCUGCGCCCUGCUCUGAUAGGCCAGAACUUGGCCCGGGGCGUGGCCUAACCAUCCUGAAGUCUUCUAGUCUUAGUCUCCCCUCAGAACCAAAGGAGGUUCGGUUUGUGAUGCGAAGUGCCAGUGCUCGAACCCGAUCCCGUUCCCCCUCGCCGUCGCCCCACGCCUCGCCCUGCCCCUCCCCCGUCCUCAGCGGGCCCCUGUUGGCCCUCCGACCCUGGAGGCAGCGGCCCCUCAACCUGUGGAGUAAAUAUGACGUGGGCGACUGGCUGGAGAGCGUGGGAUUGGCCGAACAUCGGCAGCGCUUCCAGGAACACGAGAUCGAAGGUUCCCACCUCCCCGCCCUGACCAAGGAGGACUACGCCGAGCUGGGCGUCACCAGACUCGGACACCGCAUCAACAUCGAGCGGGCUCUCAGACAGCUGCUGGAGGGCUCCACUUGACCCCUCCCCCCGACCCCUGACCUCUAGAAAGCCCCGACUGUGACUUCACACCAUCUUUUUGACUAGAAUAUCUUAGGAGUAACAGGAUCCUUUUUACCGAUGUGGAGCCCAACUCACUUUGACCAACCUCAGAUGUUUGCUCAUUGGCUCCUUGAUCAACUUCAUGUUGUGCAGCAAAAAAAAAAAAAAAAAAAAGAUUGUACUGUGACCUCUGUGUACUCUCUAAGUCCAGUAUGUAUUUUGACCUCUUUUUGACCCGUGUUCAUAGAUUACACUGUUCAUAUUCCACAGAUUUCAGAAAAUCUGAAAGACAUGAACUGGAACAGUCAGUUCCUUUUGGGCCUCGUCCCUUUUAGUUGUCACCACCAGGAGGCUCCAAAGUCUCUUUUCUGAAAGAAGGUCAACUGGUCAGUCAGUGAUAUUCAAGUUUCUAGGCCUUCCCCCCCUAGUGGUGAUGACAGGGGGCAGCAACAAUCCCAGAAUCAAAAUUCAAUAAUAUCCCAGAAUCACAAGUAGAUAUGGUGCAGCGUUUUCAGCCUGAAGAUGUCUGCGAUGCCACUCAAUGACAUCAAAUCAAUAUAGUGGGUACGUUGUAAACACAUCACAGCUUUACUUUACUUUGUUGUUAUGAAUCUUUAAAUACACAGAACGUCACUUUUACGCUUAACAGAAAUGUCAAAUCUGUCAAAACAUCUGAUUUAAACCGUUAAAUAUCAUAAACAUCACAUGUAUGUUUUAAACAAUUAAACAUAAAUGUAAAGUGUAAAUUUGCACUUGAAAAUCCUAACAUGCUAUGCUAACUAGAUUGCCAAAUACAAUUAACAUAACAGCUGCUGAGAGCGAGAUUUUGCGAGAUCAUGUGGGCGUCUCCGGUUCUCCUGCAGCUGCAAGCGGCUCAGUGCUGCUUCAGCAUCAGCGGAACACGGUGUGCUAAAGCGAACUGAGCUAAAUGAAUUCAUGACAUCCAGAGGUUGAAGAGAAGUUGAUCAAAGAGCUGAUCUGCCAAACGAUUGGACUCUUAUUUUCCUGAGGGGUUUGUGUUGUGUUGCGCCGCUUCCUGUCCCUGGAUCAGCCAAGCGGACGCCCUGCGCUCCGGCGGCUCGGUCCAGGCAGAUCUGCGAGCUCGGCGCUGUUCGCAGGACAUUUCUCUGUCCUUUCAGAAAGUUAUUGUGACUUAGCAAUUUUUCAAAUAUCAUUCAUGAAACAUUUGUGUUUAUUUUGAGUUUAUAACAAUUUAUCCUGAUCAUUUAGAAUUUAUGAAUAACCAGUAAUAAUAACGUGGUGAUGAUUUUGAGUUUAUAAUAGCUUGGAGGUGAUUUUUAGUUGCUCACGAUUUGACAAUGAAUUGAAUUCCACGGUUGCUCUGUGAAUUCAUGAUGACUUGUCGAUGAGUUGGAGUUUGUGGUCGCGUGCUGUGUUUCAGGGAGAGCUGCAGCCGUGCUCCAAAUGGAAACCACUCUGGUUUCUAAUCUGCCAAUCGAGGGCUGACUGUACAUGGUGCUAUCUCUUUAAAGCCAUUUGUACAGAACCCCCCCCACCCCACCCCCCAAACACACACACACACACACAUACACACACACCUGCCAUACACUGAAACCUUAAAUCCCUACAAUAAUCUCACUCAUUUUACACUGAAACCCUGAACCCCUCAGAUAAACCCUCAAAUCAAUCAUCGAUCCGUGGCUCUUGACCAGAGGUUCUCAAGUGGUGGGUCGUGGUCCAGAGGCAGACCACAGGCUUGCAGUUCUGCUUUGUCUUGAGACUGAAAAUAAAAAACAAACAUUAUUUGUUUUUUCUGCAUUUCUGGUGAGCGAGACAAGCUUGGUGGAUCCAGGCCCAAAAUGUGACAUGAAACAUACUAAACCUGGUUUUACGUCCACUGAAGAUACUAAACAAACCAUGGCCAGCCUUUAUUUCAAGUCUUGAAAAAGGGCGUUUUGAAGGCAUGAAUUAAUCUAGUUGAUGCUGCAAUUAGGGAAGUGAACAAAUAUGAAAAACUCUAAAUUUCCCAGUUUUCAAGAAUUUCCCGAUUUGGGAUCAAUAAAGUGCAUCUAUCGAUCAUUCUUAAACAUUUACUGAUGAAAAGUAAAAUGACUGAAUGUCAUCCAACAUUUAGCAUUUAUUUUAUUUCUUCAUUCAUGGCAGUGAUUGUAGGUAUUAAGUGUUUUUUAUGCAUUGAUUUUAAAAAAUAAUUUUAUUUUUUUUCAUGUAGAAGUUUUUUUCUAAAUGUUUUUGGUUCCAAUGUCACAUCCCAAGUUGCAACAGCUUUUUAUUCCACUGGGUUGUCAGCCGUCAUUGCACCUUCUUGUUUAUUUUCUAUUUUAAAAGUACAUGAAAAUAUUAGACUUUUCCUUUUACUAAAUCAAAGUGAAUGGUUCCUCAGUCAGACUUUAAGCAGUGAUGGCUUCAGGCUCUGUUCUAAACUGCAGGAAAACUACACAUCUGCUGCAACGCAAAGUUUUGCUGAGAGAAUUUAAUAUUUUUAUUGUGUUCUGAAAUAAUACAAAACUCCACAUCAGAAAACGACAGUAUGUCAUUAGAGAACGGUGCACGGUCAAUCUAAACUGCUAGACGAGGUCAGAUCUGAAAUUCAUCGUCUCGUCUCUGGCUCGUAACAACCCCUGGUGUUUCUAGUUAGCCGACUGUGGAACAACACACCACCGGUGUUGCCUGACGACAGUUGUUUCCGUGGCGAUGGUACAGUGUAGCCGCCACCAAAACCAGCGGCAGUGUAAAGCUCCUCUGUGGACCCUGAGGCUCCACCGCUUGAGAACCACUGAUCCAGACCUGCCGGGUUAAAGCCAGGAACCACCAGGAACCACCAGGAACCACCAGGAACAGGCCAUAUACAGAGGGCCUCCCUGCCAUAUAACAUGCAGUUUGUUGGAGGCCAUAUUCGGAGGCCAUGCAGUGCAAUGUGGCGUUCAGGUCUGGGUAAGAGCGCCCUCUGUAGGGAAGAAGUAGUGACUGCCCAGAGCAGAGCACAGAGGUAUAGAAUAUAUAGUCUAUGUACAGCACCACAGACUAUAUAGUCUAUAUCAUAUAUAUUAUGUAUAUAGUAUAUAUACCAUAGUAGACUAUAAAGUUUCUAUAGUAAUAUUUUGGUGGACUAUACGGUCUGUGUAGUCUUCAGUAAACAGAACGUUCAUGUCCGCAAACACACGCCAGACACUUCCUGCUGCUUCUGGAUGCCAAAUGGAAACCAUCAGGGGAGUCGAAGCAGGCCAAUAAAGAGAGACAAAAAAAAACAAAAAAACAAAAAGCAAACUGAGCAGAGAAAUCAAUCAAAGAUGAACCGGAGGAAUAAAACAGAACAGCAGGAAAUCUGCUCUGACGAUCGCAAAGCGAACAUUUAACCAGGACUCAAACAUUUUGAUGUGACGGUGCCGCUGACAGCGUGCAGUCGCAUUAAACUUUCUAGAUUCAACUGAAGUCCAAAAAAGAAAAGAAUGUUCAGUGAAGCAAAAAGCUUUUAUCAGGAUGCCUGCUCUCUCCUGGACUUUGCUUUCCAGGUUUCUUUUGUCACGGCAGAAAUGUCAGUGAAGUUCCUCUGUCGGUUCCCCAAAGAUGGCUGCCAGAUGGCCCGUUAGAAACUGUAGAACUCCCUACACAGUGGCAGUUCUACUCGGUUCUGUUUCUAUGGUUAACAAGCACAGAUCAGCUAAAGGAGACACAGCUAAGCUAGCUUGAUUCCUCUCAUCCGUCAGCGGACGUUAGUUUCCUCUUCAGCAAACUAACCGUUUCCUGAUGUUCCUCUUCAAAAAACUCAAAUUCUGUCUGGAACGUUGCAGAACGCGAAGACACCGGCAGAAACAGGCGGACGGUGUGUGUGUGUGCGCGAGGUGUGUGUGAGGUGUGUGUUUGCAGGUCGUGGCGUACAGUCUUUAUAGUUUCUAUUAUCACAGUGGACAGCAGGGGGCAGCGUGGAGUUUUCAGCAGCGUGUCGGCCACAGCGUCACCAUGGAAAUCAGGUUGCAUGUAGAGGGCUGACAGCGAGGUCACAACGUGACCUUUAACCUCCGACCUUUGACCUCAGGUCCCCAUCAGGGAUUCCUCUGUAUGCUAACGUAGACGUGAGGUCACUCGCCUGUUCCAAGAUUUCUCAGCCAAUCAGGAAAAUAUUACCAGCAAGCCUGCUCAGAUCUGCCCAGUGAUAUGGUGAAGUGAGGUCAGCGGUAUCCCUCCGCCAGGAAAAGUAGUUCCUCCUUUCCCUUAUAUGUACCCCCGCGCAUCUGUCCGAGCUUCAGACCCUCCAGACCAACAUGGCCGCCAGGCAGGUCGCAGUUUCAGGGGACAGGGAGAGAGGCUGUAAAUAUCGUCAUGGAAACGAGCCCUAUGUCACGUGAGGAGAAAUGAUGCCUUUGCCAUGGUAACACCUCAGCUCUUCACUGAUUGGCUGAGAAUUCUGGCUCUUAUCUGUGUGUUGAAAUCUUCCUCCUUUACUUCUAAUAUUAUAAUUAUGGUUAUGAUUAUCCUUUCUAGCUUCCUCUUUUUACAGUGCGUUUGUAGUUUUUCUGGAGUGAGUGGUGUGUGUACUUGUAGUUUUUUUCUUCCCUUUUCUAAAAGAGCACACAUGACAACUGAUGUGGUUGCCGUGGCGAUCGCAGAGCUCUGAAACGGAUGUAAUCUUUAUAAUAAACCAUCAUUUACUACAAAGUUA
This is a messenger RNA of Myripristis murdjan (pinecone soldierfish), 9775 nucleotides long. RefSeq names its product SH3 and multiple ankyrin repeat domains 3b (gene shank3b). The record is from RefSeq and is a predicted model, not a curated record. The transcript is spliced from 24 exons. Gene Ontology annotation, cellular component: postsynaptic membrane; dendritic spine; postsynaptic density. Gene Ontology annotation, molecular function: ionotropic glutamate receptor binding; synaptic receptor adaptor activity. Bases 1 to 5115 code for a protein of 1704 amino acids. NCBI's taxonomy places the organism in Eukaryota, Metazoa, Chordata, Actinopteri, Holocentriformes, Holocentridae.